CUAGAGAGAGAGAGAGAGAGAGGGAGAGGCAGUGUCCAACUCCCAGUGUCCCACUACAAUGCAUACCUGCUCUUGAAUGUAAAACAGAAAUUGAAACUGUUUCAGUUACAGAGAGAGAGAGAGAGAGAGAGCUGGGUAUAUCUUGACUGGGCCUCGCCGGCCGAAAGCUGUCCUCUCUCUCUUUCUAUAUAUCUGCAGUUUGCACAUGUAUAGUUCUUCCUCCAAAACCAAGUAUUUUCGGUCAAUGGGUCUUGUGUGAAACUUCACAAGCUGUUCUGAAGAUCAAAAUUCUAAAUCAUUGAACAGGGUUUGUGGGUUUAUCUCAUUCAAUCUUCAUUCGUCGACUUUCGAGGUAUUGGAUAUUGGUUUUGUUAUGUGAAAAUUUGAGGUCUUUAGGUGGUUUAAUUUGUGCAUGAAGCAUUGAAGAACGACAUUUUUUAUGGGUUUUUGUUAUUGCUUGUGGAGAUUAGUUUGAAGGUAUUGCAUGGGGGUAAUCGGUGAUCAUUUUGGUGAAUCGGGGUUAAAUUUUUUUGAUUUGGAUUGAAUUUAGUCGAUCACUGAAUUUAGUUCAAUGGAUAUCGAAAAAGAGGGGUUUUUGUAAGGUUGGUUUUAGGUGGUGACUUUUAGGUGUUAAGGAGGGCUUUUUUUUUUUCGGUACUUAUUAGUGAAUUAUGGGUUGCAUUUGUGGUAAGGUUUCGGUAACAGAAGAUAGCCGGGAGAACACAAGGGAGAGACAAUUGAAUAAAGAGUCCUCGGAUUUACAUGUGCCUCGUGUCAUUUCAUCGAAAAGAGAGGAGAGUUUUCGGGUAAAGAAUAGACCAGGCAGUGGUGAUCUAAGAGUUGGAGUAGUUGAAAAGAAGGCCAAUAAUUCGAAAAGGGUGAGGGAUGAUCAUUUUGAGGGGAGGAAAGAGAAUUCUGAAGUAGUAGUCGUAAACUUUCCAGGGAUGGGAAGUGUUCCUAAAGCUAUGGAAGGAGAACAGAUUGCGGCAGGUUGGCCAUCUUGGUUUGUGGCAGUGGCGGGUGAAGCUAUCAAGGGAUGGCUGCCAAGGCCUUCAAAUUCUUUCGAAAAGUUAGACAAGAUUGGCCAAGGAACUUACAGUAGCGUGUACAAGGCUCGUGACCUCACUAAUAAUAAGAAAGUUGUUGCUUUAAAAAGGGUACGAUUUGAUAAUAUGGAUCCUGAGAGCAUCAAGUUUAUGGCAAGGGAGAUCCUUAUUUUGCGUAGGCUUGACCAUCCAAAUGUUAUCAAACUAGAAGGCUUGGUAAUAUCGCACACAUCAUGCAGUUUAUACCUUGUUUUUGAGUAUAUGGAGCAUGAUCUUACAGGACUGGCAUCGCUCCCUGGUGUCAAGUUCACGGAACCACAGGUUAAAUGUUACAUGCAGCAGCUGCUGAGUGGACUUGAGCAUUGUCAUAGUAAUGGUGUUCUACAUCGUGAUAUUAAGGGUUCAAAUCUUUUAAUUGACAAUCAUGGGAUCUUGAAGAUUGCGGAUUUUGGCUUAGCAAGCUUCUUUGAUCAUCACCAAUGUGCGCCCUUGACCAGCCGUGUAGUGACUCUUUGGUAUCGGCCGCCCGAACUUUUACUUGGAGCCACUCACUAUGGAAUUGCAGUGGAUCUAUGGAGUACUGGCUGCAUACUUGGAGAACUAUAUACUGGCAAGCCUAUCAUGCCUGGAAGAACUGAGGUAGAGCAAUUGCAUAAAAUUUUUAAGCUUUGUGGCUCGCCUUCUGAGGAUUAUUGGAGGAAAUCAAAACUACCUCAUUCAACAGUGUUCAAACCUCUGCAGCCUUAUAGACGUCGUCUUGGAGAAACAUUUAAAGAUUUUCCUGCUGCUGCUGUAGGGCUUAUGGAGACCUUACUUUCCAUAGAUCCUGCAAUUCGGGGAACUGCAGCAUUGGCUCUUAAAAGUGAGUUCUUUGCAACAUGGCCACUUGCUUGUGAUCCUUCAAGUUUGCCAAAGUAUCCACCCAGCAAAGAGAUUGAUGCAAAAUUGCGGGAUGAAGAAGCUAGAAGGCAAGGAGCAAUGGCAGUCAGGAGCCAGAGGGUUGACCGGGAUAUGAGAGGAUCAAGAGAUCUGCGGGGAGGUCCAGCACCUGAAGCUAAUGCUGAGUUAGCCAUUUCAAUGCAGACAAGGCAGGGCCAUUACAGUCCGAAGAGCCGAAGUGAGCUGUUCAACCGUCGUCGGGAGGAAGCUGCUGUUGGGUUUCCCAUUGAUCCACCUAGACUGAGACAAUCAGUAAAAGAAGUGAGUAAAGAUCUAAUGGAACAGAAUCCAAAGAGAGCUUCGCAUUCAGGGCCUUUGGUUCCAGGGGUUGGAUGGGCAAAAGGAGGAAAGAGAGGUGAUGGUAUUUCCAAUGUCUCAAUCAGAGGCAACUUAUCCACCUUAUCUGGUUUAGUAGCCUCUAGGACUUCAGUUUCGGAAGAGUGCCGAGAUAAACUUGAUUCUUCACGACCUGAGGCAACAAAUCAAGUGGGCAGGCUUUCGGAAUCUUAUGAGAAACCCACUAGAAAGCAGGAUUGGAAGCAUCAGACUCAGAAUAUUGCCGGUUCUCAUCAGACAGAAGAUGACAGAGCCAGUACUAAAGAACCACAUGCGCAUGGGCAUGGGUUUAGGGGAAACAAGAUCCAUUUCUCAGGUCCAUUAUUUGCUCCAUCAAAGAAUGUGGAUCAGAUGCUUAGGGAACAUGAUCGACAGAUUCAAGAAGCUGCUCGACGAGCAUGGCUUGAGAAGACAAGACUUGGUAAGGUUCAAGCUCUAGAUGUACAGAAAACAUCUAACCCAAUAUACACAUCCACCCGUGGAGCUGGGUAAAUCAGCCGUCAAUCAGCACAUAGAGAGAGAGAGAGAAAG
Molecule: messenger RNA, 2852 nt
Organism: Ilex paraguariensis (yerba mate)
Lineage: Eukaryota; Viridiplantae; Streptophyta; Magnoliopsida; Aquifoliales; Aquifoliaceae
Source: the annotation of a GenBank genome assembly